This is a messenger RNA of Peromyscus maniculatus bairdii (prairie deer mouse), 4647 nucleotides long. Lineage: Eukaryota; Metazoa; Chordata; Mammalia; Rodentia; Cricetidae. The record is from RefSeq and is a predicted model, not a curated record.
AAAAAAAAAAAGUGCUGAAGAGAGUCCUAGGGAGAUGAGGCUAUUUUUGUUUGAAGCUGAUACUUCUAGCUGAGCCACAAGUACUGCUUGGAAAGGGCUUAGGUUGUUUCCAGGGGGAGAACUCUGCAGAGAAGAGGCAAAGUUCAACAGGACCACGAAAAGCAGCUGAAAACAGCCAGGAAGAGCGAGAGCCCUCCGCUAGCCCUCUACCAGAGUUCUCUUAAUCCCACCGUAUUCUGCAAAGUACCACUUGACCGCAACUUUUCAACCUGAGUGACUUCUGCAUCCACCAUGACUGAGAUCACCGCUGAAGGAAGUACAUCUACAACAACAGCUGUGAUAGACAACAAAAAUGGAUCUGUGCCCAAGUCCCCUGGAAAGGUGCUGAAGAGGACUGUCACGGAAGACAUCGUGACAACCUUCAGCUCUCCUGCAGCCUGGCUUCUGGUCAUCGCUCUGAUAAUCACAUGGUCAGCGGUUGCUAUCGUUAUGUUUGACUUGGUGGAUUACAAAAACUUUUCAGCAAGCUCCAUUGCCAAGAUUGGCUCAGAUCCUUUAAAGUUCGUCAAUGAUGCUGUGGAGGAAACCACUGACUGGAUCUACGGCUUCUUUUCGUUGCUUUCUGACAUCAUCUCAUCUGAAGGUGAUGAGGAGGAUGAGGAUGCAGAUGAAGACAUUGAUAAAGGAGAAAUAGAAGAACCUCCCUUGAAAAGAAAAGAAAUACACAAAGAAAAGGCUGAAAAGCAGGAGAAACCUGAGAAGAAAAUACAAACUAAAGUUUCACAAAGAGAAAAGGAAAAAGGAAAAGAAAAAAUCAAAGAAGGAGAAAAACCCGAGAAGAAAGCAACCCACAAGGAGAAACUUGAGAAAAAAGAAAAAGGAGAGACAAAGACAACGGCAAAAGAAGAGAAGAAAGUUAAGACUAAGGAAAAGACUGAAGACAAGACCAAGAAGGAAAUGAAAGUCGGGAAAAAGGAGAAAGGGAAGCCAGCAGCUGCAAAAGUAAAAGAAACUCCUCCAAAAACCCCACCAAAAGCCAGAGAGAGGGAUGACAAAGAGAUCACAGCUGUGCCUGAGCAUGAACAGAAAGAUCAGUAUGCAUUCUGUCGAUAUAUGAUUGACAUGUUUGUCCAUGGGGAUUUGAAACCAGGACAAAGCCCAGCCUUACCACCACCAUCACUGAAAGCACCAGUUUCUAGACCUGCUCUGUCAACACCGGCUCCUGAAGAAAAAGAAGAGGAGGCAAAGAAAGCAGAGAAGAAAGUUACUUCUGAAACAAAAAAGAAAGCAGAAAAAGGAGAAGCCAAAAAGAAAAGUGAGAAGGAACCCAGCACUGAUGUGAAAAGCAAAGAGCCAGGCAAAUCUCCUGAAGCCAAACAAACAACUGCAAAAGUCACAGCACAAGCAGCAGCUAAAAAAGAUGAGAAGAAAGAAGAUUCCAAGAAAACGAAAAAAGCUCCGGAAGAACAACCCAAGGGGAAAAAACAGGAAAAGAAAGAAAAGCCCAUAGAACCAGCAAAGUCACCAAAAAAGGAACAUCCGGCUCCAAGUGAUGAAAAACACGGGAAAACAAAAGCUGAACGAUCCAAAGAAGAGAUUGCUGCUGCCUCAACCAAAAAGGCCGUGCACGGAAAGAAAGAAGAGAAAUCCAAGACAGUGGAGCAAGAUACGAAAAAAGAAAAAUCUGGGAAAAGUUCUUCUGUUUUGAAAGACAAAGUACCUGAAACUAAAAAAGGUGAAAUGAUCUCCAAAGCAGGCAAAGAUGCAAAGUCCAAACCACCACAGCCACAAGUGAAAAAAGAAGAGAAAUCAGAGCCACAAAUUAAAAAGGAAGCAAAACCAGCACCGUCUGACAAAGGUCAAAUACGCAAACACGAUGAUCCCAAACUGGAGCAAGUUACUCCUCCUUAUGGUAAACCAGAACAAAAAGUUCUCAAGCAGGUAAAAGCUAUCACAGCGGAAAAGACAGAAAAAGCUGAUCCUCGAGAUAAAGAGCCUCAGUCUAUUAAAACAGAAAAACCUAAGCCAUCUUCAAAAGGAACAUCAGAAGUCACAGACUCAGGGAAGAAGAAAACUGAAAAAUCUGAAAAGCAAAAUAAAGUUCCAACAAGACAAGAAAAUCUUCAUGUGCACAAUGUGACUAAAGCAGAAAAAUCUGCAAAAAUACCAAAAGAUUCCAAAGAUGCAUCAGCUUCAAAGAAAGACAAAGAUUCCAAAGACGUACCAGCUUCAAAGAAAGACAAAGAAGUAAUUGAUGAUGUAUCUUCCCCAAAGAAGCAAAAAAAUCCGAUCAGUUUCUUCCAAUGUGUCUACUUGGAUGGAUACAAUGGGUAUGGAUUUCAGUUUCCUGUCACUCCUGCUCAACGCCCUGGAGAGAACUCUGGGAAACCCAACUCUCCAGGACAGAAACAGCAAGGACAAUAGACACCCGUGCAUGACCCUGACAACUGCAUUAAGAGGAUGAAAAUUGAAUCUUCUCUUUAGUCCCCAGUGGCACAGGCAAUUGAAACUAUCCAGUGCUGAGAUUUCAUUGUAAACAUUCUACCUUUCUGCCUGGCAUAGAGAGAUGGUGUGGACAAAGGGGUUGACUAAUAAGCAAAUGUGUUGGAGGGUCUAAUGCUUAAAAAUCUUCAUGUGUGUCUGCUGCUGUGGGAGGGGUACUUACAUUUAGCUGUUCUAGUCAUUGUAUGGUUGUAUACUCAUUAAAGUUUACUUUGUAUUGGUCUUCUAAAUAUAAUUGGGUAAUUGACCCAUUACAAAAUGAAAUUUUUGGCUUCAGGUAGAUAGUUUUUAAAGUGGUAACAGACUGUGUUCUAGGUGUAAAUGGUAGAGGAGCGUGUAUAAAAGUUGCUCUUCUGAAUCAUGUGAGUAAACUCAGUUUACCCAAAGACCUAUAUGCAUCAUUAUAUUGGUGUCUGUUUCUAGCUCAGUUGUGGCAAGGUUCUACAAUAGGUAUGACUUACACCAGAGUGUUGUAAGUCCCUUGUCACAUUCUUGAAACUCAAAGUAUCAGACAGACAGGACAUGACAAGGAACAAAUGCUUGACAAAUCGUAUUUUGGGGGUUUGUCUUAAGCUACAAUUUAGACAUUCUUUCCUGUGGACAUGUACUUGUAGUAAAGCAUGUCUAGCAAAUCAUUCGUUUAAUAUGGGAAUGAGGAGAUGUGAAAUUAUCAUGUCUCCAGAUUAUGUCCCAGUGAAAACAUCACCUGGGUGAAGGUUUAGAUAAAUCAAUAAUCGUGCGUGACCAAGGCAAACAUAAUUUUAUUUCUCAAUACAUUCUUUCUGUAAAAUUAAAUGUUUUUCUUUUCAACUGAAAACAAUAUAAAUGCUGUAAAAGUUCAAGUGAGACAUUUUGGUCCUAGAUAUGUUCAUGAAGUGUCUUACUUUCUUUUAACUAAUUGGACACUAAUGCCAGUUAAAUUAAUGGCAAUUUUUAACUUACUCAUCUAGGUCUAUCACUAUAAAUAACCGUUGAGAGUGUUCAUCUUCCUGGUGAUACAAACACUCAGUUUUAAUGAACUUUUCUUAUCAACUUUAGAAAAUGUGUCUGUAAUUUUUCAGCACAUUUCCAGUUGCAGCUGAACUUAUGACAAAUUAGCUCAGGAAAUGACUUACCAUUUCUGGCACUAUCAUCAACUCAGCAUUGACUGAGCUACUCAGAGAAUGACCGAGCCAUGUGAUUGGUUUUCAAGCAAUGCAACCAACUACAGUUCUUGAGAUCCAAAAUACAGGUCAGUUUUAUCAAUCUCUGGGUAAGGUGUGGAUUAUAUAUUCAGCAUUAAUGUUGGACCAUCAAUAACUUUUGCAAGAAAGUUAGUUUUAACCAGAUGCUGACAGACUUAAUUCACACCACAAAGGCCAACACUACAAUGAACUGGAUUCAUGGAACCAUUUGGAGGGGAAGGGAAACCUAGAAGUACAUCAUUUCACAUCUGAGCAGAUGGAACUAUCUUGCAAAGCCCCUUCAUUCAGCAAUUCAAACUUACAAGGAGGACAGUGGAUAAAGCGUUCCCCUUAGGUGCGGUUUCAUCCAUGCAAUUUCCUGAAUAAAGGAAAAGAGAGCAAAUGUGAUAUUUGUUUUAAAAUUCACAUAACAGGAUGGUUUAUCCACUAUGUUAUCCUUCAGUGACUGUGUACCAAGCGCUUAGUCUUUCUACUCUGGGUCAGGUACUAUACUGUGUAACAAAAUACAGCAAUAGAUUUUACUUAGUGCUAUUCUGGCACAGUAGAUGACACUGGAAAAUUCACUAAAAGGACUGAAUCUGUAUCUCCAUGUGUAAAGGAGAACCAUCAAAACAAACAGCUCAAUGCUUCACAGAUUUACUGUGGAGACAGAUAGUGUCUUAAUAUGGAUAUGUUUGAAAACAUUUUCUGAAAUUUUGUUUUUGGAGAUGACACUAAUUUUAUCUUCAUGGACUUUUAAAUAUCAUCAUCUAUUUUCUUUAUGAAACAAAUUGAUAAAAAAUUAGCAGAUGUUAUUUAAAUGUAAUUGUAGAUUUAGAGAAACCAAUUGUGGUGCAAUUAACAUUAACAAUAAUUGUUAAAGUUUGUCUAAAAUUUCAAUGAUGGUUAUAAUUUGAAAAUAUCAUCUCAACUAUCAUCUGUUUGUAUCUUUACAUCAAUAAAAUAUUUCUGGCCUUUUUGA